This is a messenger RNA of Pyricularia oryzae 70-15, 1705 nucleotides long. RefSeq lists its product as uncharacterized. The transcript is spliced from 3 exons. The record is from RefSeq and is a predicted model, not a curated record. The coding region runs from base 65 to 1618 and encodes 517 amino acids. Lineage: Eukaryota; Fungi; Ascomycota; Sordariomycetes; Magnaporthales; Pyriculariaceae.
AUCUUGGAUCGACAAAACGCAAUCCCUCUGAGCAAUCAGAAUCUAGCUUGUGAUUGUAUUUGAUAUGUUCAGAGUCGUACUCACAAGUGAAAUGUCACUCCGCUCAAUUGGCCUGCGGGCAUAUCCGUCUGCACAGACAAUCGCGUCUCGAAGAUGGGCGUCGACUUUGGGUGCAAGCAAAAGUCGAGAUCGUUUAUCCAUUUUGGGUAACGGUUCAUUAACAAAGCAAGACACUCUAAGCCGCAUAGCAGCGUGGCAAGGAGCUGCAGAAAAGAAUGGAGUUGUUUCGCAGCCAACGAACUCGGCAGCCAUCCUUGUAUCAAGAGACAUUUCCAGGUGGCUUGACGACUCGGAAUUCAUGGCAGCGCUCAUCUCUAGCCUACGUCUUUGCAGCUCAGAGACGUCCCAAGCAGAUGUAAAUAUCCUCUGCGCAGCAGUGGAUAGCCUUUGCCCACAGUCUCUGCAUGACACCCCGUCAAGCGGCCUUUCCAUCCUUCAGGGUUACCAAGACGCCAUACUCCCAGGUCUGUGGCAGCAGGACUCUGGGGCGACAUCUUCCAGCUUUAUGCAACGCUCGGAAGACGCGCGCCCAUCCAUUUCCAUGCGUCUGAACCCUUUUCUUGGCGACUUUCGCGCAGUAGAUGCCACCCUGCCCCUGGCCAACACCGUUUUCCAAAACGGUCGACCGUUCACGCUUAUAGCCAGCAAGUGGAAGCAUGAGUCUGCGACCAGCACAGUCCCUAGGCUCGUUGAUGCACUAGAAAAAGAAACACAGCACAUCGUAGCAUCGGCCGGAAGCAUUCAAUCCCACGCCAACAUCUCUGUGCCUAUUUUCCCCUUGACUUCACCAAGGAGAAUAGCAUCGGGUCUCGGCAACAUCGUGCGCCAGAUCGAUGUGGACGGUUCUCCCGUUCCUGCGUCGGAGGAGCUCGAAACUGCCAUGCACGUUCUGAUUGACACGCGCGCGAGGCUGCUCCCGGAAGCUGGUCCAACUUCCAACAGGACCUGGGCAUUGGUUAUUCCCGAGGACUGUGCAAGCCUUGAGUUUCUCAAAGGUUUGUCUACUUCUGUAGACGAGGCUGGGGUCAAGAACGAGCAAAAGAGGGCGGAGACUUUUGCAAGACACUUCUCCAACAUUCUGGCCGAGGGCGGCCGUCUACACCGAGUCUUGAGCGGUGGAGGUGGCUGGGGCGCCAAAAGGGGCCUUCUGUCCCUUGACCCGCAGACGACAUAUUCAUCAUCAGGGUCGGAAGAUUUGGAGACUUUCAUGGCGGCCUUUGGUGGCGAGACUACACCAAACAGUGUUGUGUCGCCAGGAUCUUACAUCCAAUUCCUGGUUGAACCGCUGCAACCAUCGCCGUCGCCAGAAACACAGCGACUUCCGUCGUUGCUUCUCGGAACCACGCCCUCAAGCACCGCCGAAAUGGGCGAGGGAGGACAUGCCAGUGACAAGCAGCCCCUUAGUCUCGUAGAGGGACACUUUGGUGCUUUGUCGAGCUCAGGCAUAUAUCUCAACCUUGCCUCAAGCUCCAGCGGCGGAGGCCAUCCGGGUCACAUACUUACCAAGGUCGAUGCACCGAACUCUUACUUGUGGGAAGGGUCUAGUCGUUGGAUAUAGUGGAAAUGUAGCAACAUGAUGUACAGUAUGUAUGAUUACCAUAAAAGAGCCGUCGUCUAAUAUUAACCACGCCAUUUUGUAAGUCUA